This is a messenger RNA of Anopheles funestus (African malaria mosquito), 1938 nucleotides long. Its product is annotated as zinc finger protein 271-like. The coding region runs from base 239 to 1486 and encodes 415 amino acids. The transcript is spliced from 2 exons. The record is from RefSeq and is a predicted model, not a curated record. Lineage: Eukaryota; Metazoa; Arthropoda; Insecta; Diptera; Culicidae.
AACAGGCAAAAUACCCCUUCCAAGUGGAUAAAACAUGAAGUCAGACAAUAAAAAGUGUAUUAAAAUGUGUCCUUUAGUGGCCGCUCUGCAAUGGAAUUCUCUGGAGAGUGGUUGAUCGCCGAAAAUGGCAAUAAAGCCACUUAUAUCGGAGAUCUGUGAACAGGCAACGUAAUGGCAUAAACAGGUCGAUCAUUAUGCCGCCAGUUCCCGUCGAAGAUUAAUCGUUUGUGGACGCAAAAUGUGUGCAGCAGGACCGUGCCUCAAUUGGUUCACGGAUGCAGACGCAGAUGAUGUUUGUGAUAUGUUGCCGCUGAUCACGGUUAAUGAUAAUAGCGUUAUCGCAAAGGAGGUCACCUUUGAAGCGAGUGAGUUUUUGCCGCCUGUGUUUGAGGAAACGGACCUUGUCCUGUACAACGAUCAUCAGCUGGUUACAGAAAUCAACGAAGAGAUACAUGAAACAUCAUCGGAUGGAACGAUUCUCACACAACUAAACAACGAGGCGCAGUACCAGAUUAUGGACUUAGCACCGAUUGGAACCGUUAUUGUAUGUAACAAGUGCAACUUACAAUUCAAAUGUAAAACUCAUCUAACCCGACACCAGUUAUUGCUGCAUGAAGAUGAAUUGGGUGUUGCGAAGAAAAUCACGAUGCUUCGGAAUCAUUGUCGUCAAUGUACCGAUAGUUUUUCCUCGAUUAAGCAGCUCAAAGUUCAUCUUGCAACCAAACAUCCACAGCAUUUCGUAUGUGAUCUAUGUUUAACAACAUUCCCAAAUCAGGCCACACUUGAAUGGCAUCGAAACUUUCAUGUUUCGAACAAAACCCAAAAUGGGAGACACAUUUGUGAUAUUUGCCAGAAGCAAUGUGCUAGCUCGAGUCAUCUGCACCUACAUCGGAAAGUUCAUCUGGCACAUAAACCGUACCCUUGUACGUACGGCUGCGAUCGCCGCUUCUCAUCGUCCGGUAACCGGCAGAAACAUAUUGCACGAAUGCACACGCACGAGAAGAAGUACCGCUGUACAAACUGUAACGAAUCGUUCAUCUACGCACGUCAGCUGCAAAUACAUCGCGAACGGAAACAUUCUGAAUUUAGAGGCAAUUGCAAGGGCACCACCAUAUGUACGAGAUGCAAGGAAUCGUUUGAUACCGAUGAGUCUUUCCUAGAACAUACGAACAAGCUUAACUGCUUGGAGCAUCGUGCAUUCGAAUGUGUAUUUUGCGCCAGACGCUUUAAACAGGCUACACACUUACGAAAUCAUGUACUGACGCAUAAGCAAGACAAGCGAGCUUAUGGUUGUGAAUUUUGUUCAAAGCGAUUCACUUUGCCAGGAGAUCUUAAAGUACAUAGACGCAUCCACACGAAGGAAAAACCGUUCCAAUGUCCUCUCUGUCCGGCCGCCUUUAUGAUGGGGAAGCAGUUGAACAAACAUCAAUUCAAAGUUCAUAACAUUGGGACUGAGAAAACAACAUUGGACUCAGAGUCUCGUUAAGUCAAUGAACUAGCAAUAAAUCUCUGGUCUUAUUUAGCAUUCAGAACAGGAAUAAAUAGAACAGUGUGUACGUGCCAGGUAACCAAAUAAGCUUGAUGUUAGGAAGUGUUUAAAGCAAUAGAAACAAUUUGUCAAUUAAAAGUAGAGUGAAACGACAAUAAAAAAAAUUAUACGGUCUGCGGAGGUAGGCAAAGUAACUGAGAAUAUACACUCAUAUGAUCACAACACACCCGUACAGUUGUCCUCAAAGCAAUCAAAUGUGAUGAAUUAAUUUGGGUUCCCAUAGAUUGAUUGAAUAGAUUGCCAACCGAGCAAGACACAUUGGCACCAAAAUGGGUAAAAUGUAACUUCUAUCUAUAGACAGUGCGCAAUCUUAAUCCACCUGGCAAUAAAACGACAAUGUUAGUAUACAUCAAGAACUGACCAAGGUUUAGGUUGAGUUCAACAGCAAA